CUAGAGACCUAUUUAUAAGGCAGUGUGCAGUUGAUUGCAGAGACAGACAGAGAGAUCUGCUGGACCAAACUUGUGCAGAGAAGCUGUAGGGAGAGGUACACACAGGACCUUCACUACUUUGGUUACUGAAUCAUCUCAGGAUAUGUCUGUCCCUACUACCUGCCUGCGAGUCAGGAUACUGUGCCUUCCCUUUCUCAUCCUCAGCAUAUCCCAUGUCACAGUUAGAGGUUCGGGCUGGACCUAUACAGGUCACCACGGGCAGGAGAACUGGACAGCAUCGUACCCUGACUGUGGAGGGACUGCCCAAUCACCAAUCAAUAUCCGCACUAGCAAUGUAUCUUAUGAUGAGACUUUGCCACCCAUAGAACCGGAAGGAUACAACACCCCGGGGGACCAGCCUUUCACGCUGACCAACAAUGGCCAUUCCGCUGAACUCUCUCUGCCCUCCACCAUGGAGCUACGAGGGCUUCCAAGCACAUUCAAGGCUGCUCAGCUCCAUUUGCACUGGGGCAGCACAGAUAAGCAGGCAGGGUCUGAGCAUCGACUCAAUGGGGAGGAGUUCCCUGCAGAGCUGCAUAUUGUCCAUUACAAUGCUGACAAGUACACAGAUAUCAAUGAAGCCAAGAGCAAGCCAGAUGGACUGGCGGUGCUGGGAGUAUUUUUCGAGAUAGGGGCGACGGAUAAUCCAUCUUAUGCUAAUAUAUUGCGCCAACUGGAUAACAUCAGAUACGCAGGGCAAACUGUAUCUGUUCCUUCAUUCAACGUGCGCCACCUACUCCCUGAGAAUUUGGAAGACUAUUUCCGCUACACAGGGUCUCUGACCACCCCUCCCUGUUACCAGAGCGUGCUGUGGACUGUCUUCUACCAUCCAGUGGAAAUCUCCAGAUCUCAGCUGGAGAAACUGCAGACAAUCCUCUACUCUACAGAGCAAGGAGUCACCCCAGAGGAGCUGGGAAACAAUGUCCGAGAAGCCCAGCCCCUUAAUAGCAGGACAGUGUAUUCUUCCUUCCACAUACCUUCAACCUUUGCUACAGGGACCGUGGGGAACAUCCUAGCCAUCAUCUUCGGGAUAUUCCUGGGAAUUGUUGUCAUUGGCUUCGUUCUCUAUUGUAUCUACAGAAAGACACGGAAAGAUACGUCAGGGGCACCACAUGAUAAAUGUUCAAAGUCACAGACAUCCCCCACUGAGGUGAGGACCAUCUAGACUGGCUAAUGCAAGAUGGCGGCCGGCAAACUAAGAAUGUACAUAAUUGGGUCACUGGGAAAGGACUUUUUAAGCCUGACCAACAUGACUGGCCUUAAUGUCAAGGCUCUAUCAAUGAAGAUGGACCUUACCGCUCUUGACCAUAAUCUCCAGGGAUCUACAGCUAUUGAGGUCCUCAGAAACGUUUCUUACUCCAUCUUGUUAUAUUCUUAUAUUAAUGUAAAGUGAAAUCUAAAUUACUAUUAUAGAUUUAGUGCUGUUGCCGUAGUAACAACAUGCCUUGCACUCCCUCUACCUCUAGAGUAACUAAUAAUGCUGUGACUUGGAUACGUAAUAUGGAACUAAAUUCCUGAAGGGGAGGACACGUUACCCUCUGACCCUUUAAAGGGAGCUGUCGCUAAAUGAAGUUCAUACAAAUCUAUCGGAGCUGCCAUAUUGCUGUAUAACGACACUCCCUUGUCUUCCAAUCGAUGUUCAUUUGCUUGUGUGCCAAUUGGCUGGUCAAUAAAUACGAUUGAUGAUUAAUUAGAGUAGCCCCACGUUAAUCCCCAGAAAUCUCAAUGUAGAUAAUUGCUUAGCUAGAAUUUCCCUUUAAUUAAAGGGAUUGUUCCCCAAUGGGGACCUGCAAUAAGCACAGCUGUGAUAUAGACUUCUUGAUCAAUAUUUGAUAAAAAAGGGGACCCCAAAUCUGCUUUUGUUGACCUGCAACUCCCUGCUUUAUUCUCAAUAAAUGCUGUGAGUUGCAGUUUAACAACCACGGUAGGGUCCCAGGUCUGUUUGUAUUAGAAGGUAUUUUUAUAUUCUUUGAUGCCGUGAUUGAUACGCACCCUUGAUAUUUUGUAGACCUAUUAAAUACACAACAUGCCAAUGGGAA
Messenger RNA from Xenopus laevis (African clawed frog), 2078 nucleotides. RefSeq names its product carbonic anhydrase 14 S homeolog (gene ca14.S). The record is from RefSeq and is a predicted model, not a curated record. The coding region runs from base 143 to 1204 and encodes 353 amino acids. The transcript has 11 exons. Gene Ontology annotation, molecular function: zinc ion binding; carbonate dehydratase activity. Lineage: Eukaryota; Metazoa; Chordata; Amphibia; Anura; Pipidae. Gene Ontology annotation, cellular component: plasma membrane.